This is a messenger RNA of Notodromas monacha, 2261 nucleotides long. The record is from the annotation of a GenBank genome assembly. NCBI's taxonomy places the organism in Eukaryota, Metazoa, Arthropoda, Ostracoda, Podocopida, Cyprididae.
AGGGCUUCGUAGUGCUGCGCGCGUCAUAAUCAUGAAUUUGGAACACAAGCAACUUAUCGAGAACAACCUCGACCAGCUGGUCGAUAUGGUGUACGCCCCAGAUUUGUUCGAGGAGCUCAAGAAACGUGACGUUUUCCGGGGUAGUAUGGCGGCAGAUUUGGAAGUACGUAAAUGUCCCGCACUCAUCACGCUAUGAAUUAUUGCGAAAGAAUUUUCGGGAAGGAACUCGUAAAUUUCUUGCGGAUCUUCCGAAACGAGGCCCUAAAGCUUUUGCACGUUUCAGCCAAGCAUUGUGGGACUCCGGUCAUGUCGAUGCUGCUACGAUGCUCUCCAUUCCGAAAACUGAGCGUAAUCAAUCCAGCGUUUCUCAAUUUGUUCAACUCUGUGAUCAAGUUCGUGACGAUUCUGGAGCAUCGAUGAGAAUCGUCCACCUUGUCCAUGAAACUGACGCAAAAGGCUUUAAUCCGAAAUCAGUACCUGACAAAGAAAUCAUCGUGCCUAAAGUUCAACAUCCUGAAAGAAAAGUGAAGCCUGCCGAUUUGUACAACAACGGUAUUACUGAAGAUGUUUAUCAAAUGAUGAGUAAGCCUCGUGGAUAUGCGUUGAUAAUGAACAAUGAAGUAUUCGAUUAUGAACUUGAAUUGAAAACACGCACUGGGUCUGAAGUGGACGUAAUGUCUCUGAAGGAUGUCCUGGAGCAAUGUGAUUUCAAGGUUGAAAUCCACCGCAACAAACAUUCCGGGGAUAUGAAGAGAAUCCUAAAAAAUUUUGCGAGCAAGGCCGAACAUGCGCAUGUAGACGCCACCAUGGUUGUCAUAAUGAGCCAUGGAAACUCCGAGAAAGGCAGAGACUUCGUGUAUUCCUGCGACCAUCGGGAAAUUGAUCGAGAGUGGAUUUUGACGCAAUUCAACAACGCGAAUGCUCCGGCGUUGCAAAAUAAGCCGAAGGUGUUCUUGUUCCAGUGCUGUAGGGGAGACGAACCCGAUGUGGGAGUUGUUCCUAAGGAAAUGGCUUUCGCGGGCAGGAUUGAAACGGAUGGCAAAUCAGAUGAUGUACCGCAGAUGCGAAAAAUGCCCACGUUUUCGCACAUGUUGAUCGCCAAUGCGACUGUACCUGGAUAUGCUUCAUUUCGUAGCCCAAAGGAGGGAACGUGGUUCAUCCAAACUCUUUGCCAAGAAAUCGCCGAUCAUGCCUGUGACAGACAUUUUGUCAAAAUGUUGAAAAAGUUGCUCAACCCGCGGUCUUUCUUGGUGAUCAAUGAAUUGCGAAGUGAUCCAGCGAUUUUUGUCGAUAGCCGCCGUGAUUAUUCCUGUGAUCAGAGGAGACCCUCGUCUGCCGGAAUGAGUCGAAACUUUGAAUCUCGUGAUGACAAUCGAAAUACCGCUCGGUUGAGCAGGGACAGGAACAGACAUGCCUCCAGUCCGAGUCGCCGAGCAACGGAGUGGAUUCCCUUGAUUCGUGCGAAAAUUUACAACAAUGGUGAACCCGAUGCCUAUGAAAUGAUGUCGAAUCCUCGAGGCCUUGUCCUGAUAAUCAACAACAAGAAUUUCACUGUGUCUCCGGACUCUCCGUCGUCUCGCGUCGGGUCCGAAUUCGACGCGGAAUCAAUAAAACAGUUAUUUCAAGAAUUGUACUUCACGGUCGAACAUUACAGCGACUUGGAGUACGACAAGAUGAAGUCGACCAUUCGCGACUUUGUGGCCAGGGAAGAGCACAAGACUGCCAAUGCCUGUUUCGUGUUCAUUAUGAGUCACGGCGCUGGAGCGCGAGGAGAGGACUCGUUUUAUACGUCGGACUCGAAAGUACUGCCAAUCUCGUGGAUCGAGGAUCAAUUCAACAACGAAAACGCGCCAAAUUUACAUGGGAAACCGAAGAUUCUCGUUUUGCACUGCUGUCGUGGUGGAGCGCAUGAUUAUGGCGUUCGGACGGCUCAUCAUCAGUUGCGUGAUAUCAGUCCCAAUCUUCAGCAUGAUGGAAGUGCGCUGAGAAAUACUUUGCCUGCGUCCCGACUUCCUGCAGUGACGGACAUGCUGGUUGCAUAUUCAACUAUACCUGGGAAAGUUUCCCAUCGAGACACGGAUUACGGAACGUGGUACAUCCAAACUUUGUGUCGGACGAUCAGGAAACAUGCUCAUGAACUGAAACUACGGGACAUAUUGGAUAGGAUUGAAUUCAUGAGUGGUGCUCAGUGCAACAUUUCAGGAGACUCGUCCGGAUUUAUAAAUGUAGGGUGUCCGAAAGUUUUUUGUGCGGUGGCAUAG